Messenger RNA from Physcomitrium patens, 2662 nucleotides. Lineage: Eukaryota; Viridiplantae; Streptophyta; Bryopsida; Funariales; Funariaceae. The record is from RefSeq and is a predicted model, not a curated record.
GUUAGAAGCUGGUGAGGCAGUCAUUUACAUCAUUAAGAAAGUCAUAGAAAAGAGAGUGCUUUCUUUCAGCUGCAAAGGAUGUUCAUCAAACCUGUUAAUGUGGUCGGUAUUCACUGGAGGAGAAAAGAGCACCUCCGUCAGCUUGGAGCUGCCAAUCACAUGGGGGGAACCAGCUUCUUAGCGUGUUCAUCGUUUCCCAUCGUAUUCAGCAUCGUUCAAAGGAGCGUACAAGUCUUGAGACGUCACGAUAGUCCAGUGUCAAGCAAUAGUGAAGUACCUUUUUCGGGAUCCAGGGUGGGUCAGAGACUUCUAUAGCAUCAGAAUGAAGGAGCUUUGGAGCUGUUGGGAGUGUAUCAGCAGCAGCUCGGGAAGAGACGGACGUAGUAGCUGAACAUUCUUGACGACACUGAGCCGCAGAGUUUCUUCUUGUUUCACUCGUUGUUCACUACAUAGUGCCUUGUGACGGAGAGAGGGGAGAUAGAGCGUUUCAUUGGAGCUGCAAACGGGUGUAGACGAAGGCAUAGCCUAGCACCAGUGCAUGGAGUGAGAGAACAGGUGCAGUUAUACAGAAUUACAGCUGAACGCAGCCAGUCGUGAUUAUUCGGGAGGAUUGAGUGCUUGAGGUGAGAAUCUUGGCAAGGGAGCCGAGUUGAGGUAGCGGGAGAAGGAAACUAAAAGGGCGAGUUGAGAAUGACAGCAAAGGUAGGGGUGCAGCAGUGUGGGUUGCAGAGUUGGGAACUGGAUUGUCUCACGACGCGCACGGUCUACCAGAAGAAAGUGUUGGAAAGCUUGCAUCGGUUCUUGAUUGUAGAAGAUGAGAACCUAGAUCAUUUCAUUCUAGAAUCUCAAAACGGCCAGCUUCCCUACCGCUGCCCCGUCCCCCUCUCGCCAAAGUCGCCAUUGCCGUUCCUCACAAGCAACUUUACCUCCUCAUCAAGCCGGCAGACUGGCGGUGCUUAUGGCGUUCCUUGCUCCUCAGGUCAGUUGAUCAAUGGAGCUUGCACCAAUGGCGACGUAUCCACCAGUGAAAUGGACCAAGCCUGCGACAAUUCAUCUCAGAACAGCAACAGUAAUAAAUUGAUCAGCACUUUGAAGAGGAAGUUCGGGGGCAGUUUCGUAAAAGAGGUUCGCUCGACUAUGAAACCAUUUGUCAAGGAACUGACCGAGGGCGAUUUUCUCUGCUUAGACAACCUGCAAGAGCAGCCAGUAAGCAUGUGGAGCAAAGAGACGUCAAGCACUGAAAGUUCAAAUUCCCUUACAACUCGGCGUCCGGCGAUAUCUCCUCUGACAAUUCCUCCCUCGCCACAGCCCGACAACCCGGCGCCCAUCCGUUUGAGUCCUUGGUUCACAAAGGCGCUUUCAGUGCCGCUCUCCAGAAGAUUUUCGCAGAGAGUUCUCAGGACCCUUGCCGAUGGACCAAAACGACUCCGACGACAUGUUCAUUUACUCGAUCCUGAAGGACGCCUCGCAUUCAGCCGCCGAUUCCUCUAUUCUGCAAGAGACCACCUUUGAUCCUAUGAAAAGCAUCCAGGUCAAAAUUAAGCAGGAACGAUCACCUCGAGCCACCACAACCUCACAGAAGCCUGCGGAAAUGAAACCAUCUGUUAAAUCGCACUACAUUGGCGUCAGGCGAAGGCCAUGGGGGAAAUUCGCAGCUGAGGUCCGAGAUUCAAAGAGGAACGGCGUCUGGGUAUGGCUAGGAACUUUUGACACUGCGGAGCAAGCGGCACUAGCUUACGACCGAGCGGCCUUCAACAUGCGAGACUCUCGCGCUAUUUUGAACUUCCCCACGAGGAUCACAACCGAUUCUUCCUAACCAAAAUCAUUGCCACUCGCUGCACAGCUCAACACGUGCACCUCACGUCACAGCAACAGAAAGAUCAGAAUUCUUCACUGCUAUCUGUCUUUUAGAAACGACACACUAAGCUUGAUAGCAGCCAUCUCUUACACUGAGGCAUCGAUUUACUGCAGCAAAAAGAGGCUUGCGUCUGAGGUCGUUUUAAAGAGCAGAGAAGAAAUAAAGCGGCCGCGUGUGCACAUGGUAGAUGUAAAUUAAGAGACACGCUUCCAGAUGAUCGCAUUGCGAAUUAUAAUCUGUACAAUACUCUCGUGCCUCUAUAACAAUUCAUCCUCAAUUCUCACACAGAUUGUUGCAAUGAGGUGCAGCGUUUCGAUGAGGACAAGUAGUCCAAGAGGGAGCGGUGUGGCUUUCUCGGUGACACCAUUUGGGCUCUUCCUCACGGGGGUUUGACAAUAUGAGAAAAAUUGCGGCGCCAUGGAUUUUUCCUUUGCUUACAAAGAGCACCUCAGUUUCUGUCGGUAGCGAAGCCCAGAUCAGACGCCCUCUUCCGUCGUCGACGCUUCGCCACUGACGACGAACCGUCGCAUGAGCAGAUUUUAUCGUCUGCUUGAGCGCCGGAAAUUCAAUUCGUUCGUCUGCGAGUGCAAUGCCCCACCACAAAUGUGAUCAACGUGAUUCUUUUAAUUGAAAUCGGGUUUCCCAUAUGAAUUAGUUCACAAGAGAGUGUGUAUUGUAUUCUAUUUAAUAUAGUACCACUGGAUUCUCUAUUUCGGUUUAUAUAUAGAUAUAUUGCUUUAUUCUUGAAAUAAAUGUAGUAUUGCUGUGCUUAUUAAUCAGAGAAAAACAGUUUGGAUAUUAUGA